AUAGUUCUUCAAAUAGCUAAAGACAAUAAUAAUGUUAAUUUUUACAAAGUAUAUUGAUCAGUAGACAACAAAAGAUGGUAGGCAAUCAAACAUUAAAUUCAUACACAUGGAGAAGAAAUAGCAGAAUUAAUAUGAAUGAAAACACACAUCUAUAAAUCCAUUCAAACAAGUUUAUAAAGAGAUCUAUCAAUCCUCAAUCACAUAAUAGAUUUUGCUAAAAAUGGAACUUACUUGGUUAUGGCUUACGGUCGUCGCCAUUUUGGCUGGUUCUUUGGCUUCGUUGGCUACGAGGAGGAAGAAGCUGCUGUCUCCAGGUCCAAAAGGGAUCCCUAUUCUGGGAAAUCUACGCAUGCUGGGGAAGAAUCCUCACCACGAUCUGCAAAGGAUUGCCAAAGACCACGGCCCCAUUAUGUACAUGCGAUUUGGGUUCGCUCCAACCAUCGUUGUCUCAUCUCCUGAGGCAGCUGAGCUUUUCCUCAAGAUGCAUGACCUUGUUUUCGCCAGCAGACCACCUCAGCAGGGUUUUAAGUAUCUCUCAUGGGAUCAGAGGAAUCUGGCAUUCGGGGCUUAUGGUCUGUAUUGGCGCAACAUGCGCAAGCUAUGCACCUUGGAGCUGCUCAGCACCCUUAAGAUCAGUUCUUUCCGACCUAUGAGAAGGGAAGAGAUUGGUCUUUUUGUUGAAUCCCUCAAGGAAGCAUCCAGACUACACAGUGCUGUUGAUCUUAGUGCCAAGGUCGCGUCCCUGACUGCGGAUAUGAGCUGCAGAAUGGUGUUAGGUAAGAAAUAUAAUGACAAAGACAUAGAUGAGAGAGUAUUCAAAGCUGUGAUCCAAGAAGUGACGAAACUAAUAGCAGUUCCCAAUUUGGGCGAUUACUUUCCGUUCCUUGGAGUCUUGGAUCUGCAAGGGCUGACAAGGAAGAUGAAGGCAAUCACAAAAGUUUUUGAUGAUUUCUUUGAGAAAGUUAUAGAAGACCAUGUUCGAGCGGUGAAUCAUCCAGAGCAGGCCAAAGACAUUGUUGAUACCAUGAUGUCUAUAAUGCAAAGUGGAGAAUGUGAAUUUCAGUUUGACCGGCUUCAUGUCAAGGCCAUUAUGCUGGAUUUGCUCGCAGGUUCAAUGGACACAGCAGCAACAUCAGUGGAGGGAAUACUCUCCGAACUGUUGAGAAAUCCAACAGUUAUGAAGAAAUUACAGAAAGAGUUGGAACAAGUUGUGGGAUUGAAGAGGAUGGUUGAGGAGUCUGACCUAGACCAACUCGAAUAUCUCGACAUGGUUGUAAAGGAAAGCUUUAGGUUGCAUCCAGUUGCUCCGCUGUUGAUUCCUCACUAUGCUAGGGAAGACAGCAAGAUCAAUGGCUAUGACAUACCAAAAGAUUCAAGAAUAAUCGUCAAUGCAUAUGCAAUCGGACGUGAUCCAAAUGUAUGGACUGAUCCAGAGACGUUCAUUCCAGAGAGGUUCACCAGCAGUGACAUUGACGUUAAGGGACAGCAUUUCCAGCUCCUCCCAUUUGGGUCUGGGAGGAGAGGUUGCGCCGGAAUCAAACUGGGGUUCAUCCAAGUUCGACUGAUUGUGACACAGUUAGUCCAUUGCUUCGAUUGGCAGCUGCCGAAUGAGAUGUCGCCAGAGAAACUGGACAUGAAUGAGGAAUUUGGCCUUGUUGUGUCAAGGGCCAAUCGUCUCAUGGCAAUCCCCACGUUUCGGUUGCAGAACUAGUAUUUGAAGCAAACUUGUAAAAAUCUGCUUCCUGAAAACAAUCUAAAGUAAAGUAAGACAAGCUAAAUAAGUACUCACACCCAGGCUAUGAGAUAUCAAAAUUAUUUCAAGGUCAAGUUCAAUUAUUUUUUCAGCUGAAAUAUGAAAUCAUGCAUUUGAACAAUACAUGCAUUCUUCUUUAACUCUGUUACAAGCAUUGUAUCCCAAUCAUGUACAAACAUAAUUUAGAGCAAGAUUAUAACA
This is a messenger RNA of Salvia splendens (bonfire salvia), 1954 nucleotides long. Its product is annotated as cytochrome P450 71AU50-like. Gene Ontology annotation, molecular function: heme binding; monooxygenase activity; oxidoreductase activity, acting on paired donors, with incorporation or reduction of molecular oxygen. The transcript has 2 exons. NCBI's taxonomy places the organism in Eukaryota, Viridiplantae, Streptophyta, Magnoliopsida, Lamiales, Lamiaceae. The record is from RefSeq and is a predicted model, not a curated record. The coding region runs from base 221 to 1711 and encodes 496 amino acids.